AUGUAUAAGAGAAAAUGGCAGAAUUUAAGAAAACUCGAUAGUAAUAGUUAUGAACUUGAACCAGAAGCAAUUAAAAGGAUACAAUGUCCAUCAAGAGUUAAUUUUUCGCAUGUAGCAUUUGAUUGGACUGAAGAACAUUUUAUUGCAAGUGAUACAGCAGGAUAUUUAUAUUACAUCGAUCUAAUGAAUAAUUGCCCUUCCUAUCAAAAAUUAGGAAACGUCGGACGGGCAACAUUUGUGGCAUUUAAUCCCAUAAAUAAACUUGAAAUAUUAGUUGGUCUUGCUACAGCUGACAUAAAAAUAUUGAGAAUAAAUGCAGAUGUUUCUCAAUUUUGCUUGUUAAUUGCUCAUAAAGUACCCCCAGUAUAUGUUUCUUUUUACAAAAAUUAUUGCUUAACUUCUUCACAUAAAGAAGUUAUAAUAUGGUGUCUAAACUCCUGUAAUAAAGCUCAACAGUUAAGAGCUUGUCCAAAAAAUUUUAUAAUAAAAAAGACAAGUUUUUCAAAUUUAGGACACAUUGUUGUACUCUAUUACAAUGAUACUUUCCAAGUAUGGAAUUUCAAUCAAUUAGAAAACAAUGUUAAAAUCAAUACAAAGAUAUUUGGAAUACGAAAUAUAAAAGAUUUUGUUUUUACACAAAAUGGAAAAGCAAUGAUUAUAGUUAGCACUCAAAAUAAAAUUGCCAUUCUGAAUACAUGUAACUGGAAUUUAAUGAAAACUUUAAAUUUGCCAGAAAAUUUUAUUGGAGCGAAAUAUUUAUCACUUGUACCAUCUUUGGAUAGUGGAGCAAUUAGUAUAAUGGCAUGUAUUUUAUCAAGCUCUAAUCUUUACUUCUUUGAUCUGAAUCAGUUUUGUGUCAUUGAUAUUCUACAAGUUACCAAACCAAUAAAAAAAAUUGCAGUUUCUUCCACUGGCAGGUAUAUAGCAUAUAUAGAAAAGGAGGGUCAUCUGAAAUUAAUAAUUAGUGAGAAAUUAUUUUCAAAAAAAUGUGAAUCUUUGAAAAAGUUAGCGGAACCAUGUAGACCACUUGCACAUGGAAUACAUGAUCACUUACAAUGUGUUAGACAAAACAUUAAACAUGAAUUACGCUUAGAAAGAUUAAUACUUAUUUUAAAAGAAUAUGGAGAAUAUCCUGGAAAAUAUCGAGUAUUAAUAUGGUCAACUAUUCUAAAUUUGCCAGCUAAUAAAUGUUCAUAUAAUGCCUUGGCUAAUAAAGCUGCUAGUAUAAAUUUUACUUCAGACAUUUUAAAAAACUAUCCAUUAGCAAGUAGAAGUAAACAUAUAUUAUUAAUGACUACUGUUCAUUGCUUAAUACAAUGGUGUCCUUUAUUAGUACAAUGUUCAUUUUUACCAAAUUUAGUUUUCCCAUUUCUUAUUAUAUUUCAGAAAGAUCUACUACUUGGCUUUGAACUCAUUUUAACUAUAUUAUUGAAUUAUUGUCAAAAGUGGUUUGAAUAUCAUCCUUUACCACCAUUAAAUGUGUUAGGUAUAAUAGAAAAUAUUCUUCUACAAGCAGAUCCGUCCUUGUUAAAUGUUUUUUGUGAACGAGGUAUAACAUCUAGUGAAUAUGCGUGGCCUCUUUUAAAGACUGGUAUGAGUGAAGUCUUAUCUGGUCCUGAGUGGUUAAUUUUAUGGGAUAAUCUAAUAUCCUGUAAAAAACCUUCACUUCUAUUGAUGAGUAUUGUUGCAUACAGUAUAUGUUCCCGUGAAAUUAUCAUUUCUUCAUUACAAGCACAAGAAAAUAUUAAAAGAUAUUUUACUAAACAAGGUCAUAUUGGCGCACAUGAAUUACUAAAAGUUGCUCAACAGCUUGAUAAUAAUUUACCAUUAAGAAUACAUCCUAGCCAUUACCUCAGGGAUGAAGUAAUUACAUUACCUUCCAAAGGGCCAUAUCCACCAUUUAUGUUACAUGAUUUUCCCAAAUUCUUAACAGAUGAAAUCUCUGUUCUCGAAUUAGAAAAGUUAAAGAAAAAACAAAGAGUUAUGCAUCAAUGCAAUAAAAAAAUUAUAGAAAUUGCAGAAAUAAAUAGACUGGAACAUGAAGCAAAAGCUUUUAUGAAUCAAAUCAAUCAAACAAGAUUAAAGGAGGCACACAAAUGUUUCAAACAACAAUUGUUUGAUGCAAAUUGGGAAAUAAGAACAGCAGAACAAGGACCAACAGAAACAUAUAAAGUUAGUUGCGAAUGUAUUUGUGAUCAAUUUCAUGAUACCUUGCCUUUGAAUGUAGAUACUACAAGUGAUAAAGAUAUUGUAUGUUCGAAAAAUGGUAAAACAAAACGUUAUUUUCAAUUACAAGAAGAUGUGAACAAAUUAGAAUAUGAAGUACAAAGUUUUUUGAGUUCUUUAAGAUCUCAAAAAUCAAGAGUAGUUAAUAGUUAAUAUGU
Molecule: messenger RNA, 2384 nt
Organism: Bombus pyrosoma
Lineage: Eukaryota; Metazoa; Arthropoda; Insecta; Hymenoptera; Apidae
Product: TBC1 domain family member 31
Exons: 4
Coding region: 1-2379 (792 amino acids)
Cellular component (GO): centrosome
Molecular function (GO): protein binding
Source: RefSeq, a predicted model, not a curated record